Molecule: messenger RNA, 5071 nt
Organism: Mercenaria mercenaria
Lineage: Eukaryota; Metazoa; Mollusca; Bivalvia; Venerida; Veneridae
Product: N(G),N(G)-dimethylarginine dimethylaminohydrolase 1-like
Exons: 5
Coding region: 79-987 (302 amino acids)
Biological process (GO): arginine metabolic process; positive regulation of nitric oxide biosynthetic process
Molecular function (GO): amino acid binding; dimethylargininase activity
Source: RefSeq, a predicted model, not a curated record
CAAUAUGAUUCAUUUCCGGUUUUUACUCUGAUAUGUUUUUUGUAUUUUUUGAAAAAUAACUAAAUACCAAGGAAAGACAUGACCACUUCACGAUCCACAGCGUUUUCAUACAAUUACGCAAUAGUUUGUCGUGUACCCCGUAGUUUUGCUGAUCGAGGAACUCAAAGUGACGGACGACAAAUUGACUAUGAAGAGGCUCGUGCGGAGCACCGCCAACUGGUUGACACAUUGAGGAAAUGUAGUUUGAACAUCAUUGAGCUCCAAGAAGAUGAGGAUUAUAAAGAUUGUUGUUGUGUUGAAGAUUGUGCUGUUAUAAUUGGUGGCACAGCUCUUAUUACAAGACCAGGGCUCAAAACAAGACAAGGCGAGACAAAGGAAAUUCGCCGUGUACUGAAAGCCGAUUUAAAACUUCGCAUCCAGGAGAUAAAUGAUGGAACUGCUACCCUUGAUGGCGGUGAUGUACUCUUCACAGGAAAGGAGAUAUUGGUUGGUAUAGGCCGUAACACAAAUGAACAAGGGGCUCAGGCUGUAGCGGAGGCAUUCCCGGAAUAUAUGACUAUACCGAUCUACAUUGACCGACUACGAGCUCUCCACUUGAAAGGUGUUUGCAGCAUGGCAGGUAGACAGGUCAUUGCAGUGAGUAACUCCGAUGACGGCUUUGAAGUUUAUAAGCAAAUCAAGAUGCGUGCUCAGUUUAGUUAUGAACUUCUGAAGUUAGAUACAGACGAGGCAGCCAAUAUGAUCUAUGUAAACGGAAGACUUAUAAACCGUACUAGAGAAGAAGUCGGUGAAACAUGCUGGAGCGUACUUGAUGAGAAGAUUUUGAAUCCUCGCCACCAGGUUUCCAUCCAGGAGCUUGAGAAAGCACGAGUCACCCUGUCCAGCAUGGUCUUGUUAAUCAACAAAGAGAAACGUGCACGCAAAAUCGUAUCCAAUCUUCAGGAUGAGGAUAUGGACCGAUAUGCCACCAUUAAAACUAUCAAAUAAAUGACAUUAUUGUAAUAAAAAAUUCCUUAGAAAACAUCAGGGUCACAGCUAUAUGCCUUAUAAAAAUAUUCAUUGUAAGAUUUUAAGUUUUGAUAUAGUUUGAGCAAUAUAGAAAGAAAUAAGGUCCAUGUUAUUAGUUACUGUGCUAACUGGUUCAUUUAAUAAAGAAACUGAAAUAAAACCUUUGGGUCAUUGCAAAAAUCCAGACCAUGAAUUUCCUUCUCUUUCUUGCAAAACUUAGUUACGUAUAGAAAUGUGUCUUCAUUCUAUGUGUUAUCUUUUUAUAAAAAGAUUUUCUUUAAAAAAUCAAUAAAAAAAACAUUUAAUGUAUUUAGAUGCUAACUUAGACACUAUAAGAUAGUUUCAUCUGCAUUACUUAGCAUAGAGUAUUAUAAUUAUAGUUAAUAAGUAUUUUUUAUUUUUCUUGAGAAAUGCACAUGGUAAUAUUAAACACUGAGGGAUGUGAUAUACUUAGAAGUUACACCCAAGGGCAGGUAAUUGAUAUAUUGAUCAUUCCAGAUGUUAAUUUGUGUUGAUAUAAUUUUCCUGUUGGAUAUGUUAGACAUCUCCAAGUUGCCAUAAAUGUUUUCCAAAAAUCUCAUGUUGUUACAGAAAUUCUAAGGACAUUGUUUGCAAAAGAUAUAUAUUUUUAUAAGAUUUUAUAGAAUUGAAAAAAGAUUUGAGAGAUGCUUGAUCGCAGUUUAUGAACGAUAGGAGAAAAAUAACUAGCCAAAUUGACAAAAAAAAAUAAAAAUAUACAUUGUAGAUUAUUUCUUGGCCAAAUUAAAGGGUUUUUAAAGUAGCUUUUUUGUAAAACAUUGAAAAAAAACAAACAGAAUUUUCAGUAAAUAUACAAGGUUGUUCAUUACUUGAUGCAAACUUUUAUCAGCUUUUUGGCAUUUUAAUCUAUUUUUAUUUUUUUGUUGUAUAUAUGACAUUUAGUUUUGCAGCUUUGUAUACUGUAUUUUUUUAUAUCCACAGAAUCAUUUAUUUCAUACUAGGUUGUUUGAAUGUUUUUUUACACAAAAGUAUGGUAGUCAACCAUUUAUAGGGUUUUUUUCAUGUUUUGAUUUAAGAAAUUAUGUAGAAAAGUUGUGUUUUAUUAAAUAGGGCAUAGUGAAUGAUUUCAGAACGGAAUAGUCUUGCGUUAAUGAUUCCAUGAUACAGUGUUAAAUAACUUUAAAUGAAUUAUUUGGAUUCUAAUAUGUCUUAAUUGUACAAUAGUGUUAAUAGAUUAAAUCUCAGAGCACUAUGUACUGGUCACUACAAAAAGGUCAGUGUGACAUCACUGUGAGCUUGUUUAAUUAAAACUAAUGAUGAUAGGUCAUUUUAGAAUAAUAAUUAUUUGGUGGUUUAAAUUUUGCCAGUAACAGGGUUUGACCAAACUCAAGUUUGGUUGAAUAUACAUGUUGGGUUUUAUUUACAAUAAUAUUCACAAACAGUGUGAUUCACAAAUCGAGGGUUCAACGCAAUAAGGGCAUAUCUACAUAUGAUUAUUAUAUGUAGAUACGCCCUUAUUGCGUUGAACCCUCAAAAUUAGAGCUAGGCAUAAACAUCAAGUAGCACUAAAGGGAAUCCUUGCCCUAGCUGUCUUUGAAUCGCUUGCCCGUCACCUUUGUGAGUUAAAAACCUCGGUUUAGUUCUAAAAUUAUUUCGCGGAGGAAGCCGUCCAGCCAGUUUCACGAAGCUGGCGGUUUUACCUAGGUACACAAGCAAGGCAGGUAGCAGAUUCUGCUUGAAAUAAUACCCUUGGAAGAGCACCUAGGGUCUUCCUCCACCAUCAUAGGCUGGAACAUUGCCUGAUGACAUAAUGAUCACUUAGUUUUGAUGUUAAACCCAACAAAAACAUAUUAAGAAGCACUGUUUGUGCAUCAUAUAAUUGUUUUACUCAGCAUUCACAUCAUAUGUCUUUCAAUCUGUAACAUGCUAUUUUUUUCAUUUGAAAAUACCCCUAUAGAUAAUGUUAUGAGUGUUUUUCAUUGGGAAUGGGAGUACAUAUUUUCAUGUCAAACAAGUCAUACUUAACGUAGUUUUAUAUUAUUCUCACGAAAAGUUAUUCCUAUGUAACAACAUUUUAUUUUUAUCAUAUUUUUAUGUAUCAAAUACUGAACACAUGGAGGUGAAGCAUAAAGUGCAAUUAAUGUUUUAUAUUCAAAGCUGUUAAUUUCUUUCUUAUAGAUGUAUGUAUGUCAUGUAUUAAAUGUAAUGUAUUUUCUAUGUUUUAAGCAAAUCUUGAUGGAGUCCAGAAUUAAUAAAACCAUUUCCAGGGGUUUCUCAAGUACAUGUCACUUUGUCCAGUAUUUCUUUUGACCUUAAGAAAAGUUAACAGGUUAUAUACUUUAAUAUAAAAGAUGCUAGAGUGUGAGGGGUUUUACCUUGUAAACAGAUUUGAUUUAUACCGAGUGUGCUGUUAUUCUGCUUGUUAGCAUUCUGACCUGAUAAUAAAGUGCAGUCCAGUUUUAUCCACUUUAAAGUUUAAAGUCUGCAUAGCAUGACAAGACAUGUUUGAGUGAUUUUGCACAGUAGACUGUCAAAAUUAGUAUCAGACUUUAUUAAUUAGUAAUUUCAUGUGUUGGAAUAGAUACUUUAACUUGAACAACCUAGUGCCAUUCAUGUGGUGCUUAUAGAAUACAUGUGUGCCUUUGUCUGGUUGCAAAAAAUAUCUGAACUAACAAAGAUAUUCCUAAACACACAAUUAAUGGGUUUGAAGAUUUUGUCAUGUGUAAAUGCAGUGUUUUAAAUGCAGAAAAUUUACAAUACACUCACAAUAUGUCAACUCUGCAUGAAUUGUAUAUAUGAUUUUAUUUUGAGGGAAUAGAAUUUGAAGGCAUUUGAAUUGUAAUGGUUGUGACUUUGAUUUUACUAUUAUAAGUUUAUAUAAACAUAUGUUAUUUUCUUGUCCUUGCUUUCUGUUGCAAAGGCUAGGAUGUUUAUACUGAAUGUAUUAGUAGUUGCUUUAAGCAUAAUUAUUUUGUAGUCCAUAAUAGAAGAUCUGUGUAUUAAGUCUCACUAUCACUGCCAUUGAAUUGUACAGUGAAAAUACGACAGAUGUUAUGGAAUAUUAGAUUAAAGUGUUUGGCUCAGUUUGUAACAUUACAUUCCUUUUUCUUAAGUUAAAUGUAAAGUAUAAAAUAUUUAGUUUAAAUGUUUAGCAUUGGCGAAAAAAGUUUUUGUCUGAAAAGUUACACUAUGAAUUAUUUGGUCCUUGUAAAGUGGUUGUCAUUGUUGAUAAAAUAUGAAAAAUUAUGUGAUAGUUUGAUUUUGACAUUUGAGAGUUCAGUUUAUAGACUCGUCUGCUGUUUGGGGAAAUCAGCAUUAUUUACUUUGCUUUUUUUUAUGUAAGAACCACCAUCGUACUGAAUAACAUUACCCAAAUAACAAACCAUUCCAUUAUGAAAAGUACAAAAACAUCGCUGACCUCAAAACCGAACUAUAAAUAUUAUUUUAAUAAAAACAAUCUGAACAAUUUAUCCUGUAUUUAUAUUAAAAGUUUUAGAAUGUCUGGUGUUUCCAGGAACUGUCAUUCACACCAUCUUGCAAGGUUUACAGGUACUUGAACAUUAACCUGCAUAUACUGGGUAAUCCUUUUUUUUUUCAUCUAGACUUUUCAACUUUAAUAUUGACCAGUGCAGAAUACAUUCAGUUAGCUUGUGGCUACACAUUAUACUCGAGUGUUUUAUUAGCACUAGUGUUAGAUAUAUAAGCAGGUCCUUGAAAAGAAUCCAUCCGGUAUCGGUAUUUAAGAAAUACAUCUAAUACAGUCUUACUAUUUUCCAAUUAUUUCAAAAAUUUGUUUUUGCAUGUCAAAAAAGACUUAAUAGCUUAUAUAAAACACAAGUUAUUUCACUGUUAAUUUUGGUCUCUAUAGUUUGUAGUUUUCAAACAGAUAUGCAUAUUUAUAAAGAGAUUGGCAUUAGGAUUAGUCACUUUCUUCAGGAGAAAAAUUAGGAAAGUUGACACUGAGCAAGCCUUACCCACAACUGUUGUUGUCAGAACAAUGUUGCACUGAAAUGUUAUUUUGAUAAAUGCCAUUUUGUAAAUGUAUGCUAAAAAUAUUAAUACAAUAAAAACACAUAUGCUUGUA